This is a messenger RNA of Stegodyphus dumicola, 693 nucleotides long. RefSeq lists its product as uncharacterized. The record is from RefSeq and is a predicted model, not a curated record. NCBI's taxonomy places the organism in Eukaryota, Metazoa, Arthropoda, Arachnida, Araneae, Eresidae. Gene Ontology annotation, molecular function: N,N-dimethylaniline monooxygenase activity; flavin adenine dinucleotide binding; NADP binding.
AUGCCAGAUAUGCUCGAUUGGAGACAAAUCAGGGGAUCAAGCAGACCAGGUUGUUCUCAGCCACAAUACGCCACCCAAGACUUAUUCUUUGCCAUCGAAUAUAAUUCAAGAAAAGGGAAUCAAAAAUCAUUCGUUAUUUUUACAGGAGGCAAGACGUAUGAGUGUGAUGCCAUCCUUCUUUGUACUGGGUAUUUGUACCACUACCCAUUCUUCCAUCCAAAAUGCAAAAUCGAGAUCACAGACCACAAAGUAUCCCCUCUGUACAUGCACCUAUUUCAUAUUAAUUAUUCAACUUUGGCAAUAUGGGGUGUUCCCAAAUUCAUCAUACCUUUUUCGAUUUCUGAUCAGCAAGUCAAGGUGUUUUUGAAAUUUUUGAAAGGAAUUGUGAAACUUCCGAGCAAAGAAGAAAUGAGAGCCGAAGCCGAAAGAGAUUUCUCCAAACGACUCAAAAGCGGUUUCAAACCGAGACACGCUCAUGUUAUGCAAGGUGAUCUUCAGUGGGAAUAUGAUGACAAGUUGAGUGAGUUGGGUAAAAUAAAACCAAUUCCUGAUGUUAUGAGAAAGUUGUUCAAACACGUUCAUUCUAGGAGAAUUCAAGAUGGUUUAAAUUAUAAGAAACUUAAUUAUAAAAUAAUUGAUGACCGAACAUUUAUAGAAAUUGCAUAAAUAAAUAGUUAUUUGUAUGAGAAAGAA